AUGCCGAGUGGCGAGGCCGCAGGGCAGCCCGGCCACGGCGUCGGCGGCGACGGCGACGGCGGGGGCGGCGACCGGGUGUGGGAAAAGGACGGCAGCGGCGGCGGCGGUGGCGGUGGCGGCGGCUCCGCCAUGGCCACCGCCGCCGUCGCCGCCGAUGUUUUCCGGGCGGGCGCUGGUGCGGAGGCGGUGGCUGCAGCGGUGCGCUUCGCCGGCGGAAGAGGAGGUGACGGCGGAGGCGGAGGCGCGCUGUUGAAUAAAUUAGCCGCCCCCGCCCCGGCGGCACCGCUGGGGAAGACAGCGAAAUUGCCGCCGUUCUCGGCGUCGCUUCGCGCGUACGGCGCGCGCGAGCGCCUAAAUCACAGAGCUACAGCGGGCAGGCGACGGAGGGAUGGAGAAGGGCAGGCGGCGCGACCGAGGCGAGUAAUGGAUCAAGGGGAGCGGCGCUGCGGCGCGACUUUCGCCAAACAGCGUGCGAAUGGAGAAGAUGUGGGUGGUUGGAGCGGUAAACUGAUCCCUCCUAAUUGCAAACGUCUUGCUUUUGUGUUGCAGGGCACGUCGAGCGUCGGCGGUGGCCGCAACGGGAGCCGCGGCGGCAGCGGGCGGAACAGCGCGUCGGGACCUCCCGGCUGCCACAGCACGCCCACGCCCGCAGGCGCCACGCGACCGGCGUCUCGCCCGUGCCCCGCGGGCGUGGUGUGCGCGCUGGACGAGCUGAAGCGCGAGGUGGGGCGCGCGCGCGAGGCCAUCCGCUGGCUGGAGGCGCAGUUCCAGCGCGGCAACCGCUUCCUGCGCGCGCAGCGCCAGCACGAGCGCCUGCCGCUGCCGCUCAUCAAGUACCCCAAGAAGAAGGACCGCGAGGCCUGGUUUUUCUUCCAGAUCGUUGAAUGCUGCUACUACUUCAGCCAGCAGAAUGGUGUGCAUGAGCUCACUCCUGAGACAUCUUUGGUGACACUCCUGACGGGGCAGCAAUCACCCCUUGAUGACCCCAGCCGUGCCUACAGCCCUUUGGGAGUGGCACGCUCUGCAGGGGUCAAUCUUGAGCACAUAGAGGCGUUCCAUGCCAAGUGGAAGACUUCGAGCAAAAGCCACGGCUGAAAUGGCCGCUGCCGCUCCUCUGCACGGAGCAGGUGAUACGUGAUGAGCCGCAGCCUGCAGCCUCCCCGAGGGCGCACCGUGAGUGCAAGGGGGGAUGCCAGGCGACAAGCGCCCAGUGCGCACUUGGAGCAAGUAAGUGACCCAUCCCGCCAGCUCCCAUCGGCAGCCACAGAGCAGCUACGGUUGAGCAUGGUUGAGUUCAUUUCAGCGUUCUUGUUUGUAAGAUUUUUCAACACCACAAUCAUGUAAUUUUCUGCUUAUUCCAUGCACUAGUGCAUUGCAUUUUCCUGUUCAUUUUUGCAAUGCUUAAGAAUAACCAUGCUGCUUUCAAGAAAUUUUGAUUUCCCUUUGUAAUCUUACGUGGUAUAUGUGAAUUGUAUACUUAUAGAUAAUAGUAUGUCCAACUUGGUCUUAUUUCUUAUAAUUUUACAUAUGGCUUUAUGUAGAUUGUGUGGUUUAUCUUUAUCUCACUUACCUUUUAAGUCCAUUUUCAAACUAAUUAGAGGCUAUAAAAGAUGUGUAAUUUCUUGAGUCAAUCUUCAUUAUCAGCCACAUAAUGAAAAUAGCCUUCUAAUCUGUAUCCUAUUUACAAUUUCUUUGAUUGAAUAUGAUGAACUUCAUUUUGUCUCUGUAUAAUGUUUGACAAAAUAAUGAAUAUUAUAAGUAGAUGAAAUGGA
Gryllus bimaculatus (two-spotted cricket) is the source of this 1772-nucleotide messenger RNA. Lineage: Eukaryota; Metazoa; Arthropoda; Insecta; Orthoptera; Gryllidae. The record is from the annotation of a GenBank genome assembly.